Messenger RNA from Pseudoliparis swirei, 2150 nucleotides. Its product is annotated as basic immunoglobulin-like variable motif-containing protein. Gene Ontology annotation, molecular function: DNA endonuclease activity; single-stranded DNA binding. Bases 381 to 1952 code for a protein of 523 amino acids. Gene Ontology annotation, cellular component: nucleus. The record is from RefSeq and is a predicted model, not a curated record. Gene Ontology annotation, biological process: nucleotide-excision repair. NCBI's taxonomy places the organism in Eukaryota, Metazoa, Chordata, Actinopteri, Perciformes, Liparidae. The transcript has 11 exons.
GACACGGUGACGUCAUGUUGACCAUAAACAUGACGUCAUAACUUAGCAUGCGGUCUUUAAGGGGAUAAGUCACGUGGGGACUUCACGUGUCUCGGUAACGAGAGUGUGUUCCCGGUAAUAUGAAGCGUUUCAUAUUUCAAUAUGUCCGCGCUCCCCCGCGGCGGCUCAGAAUGGAACAGUCCAGUGACGCUCAAACCGGAAGCAGCUCCCGGUCCGCCAGGAGGACGGCUCGGGUGCUUUCUGAUCGAUUCAAUUGAUCCUUCUGUAUCCUAACGGGUCCGGAGUACCGGGACCGGGUGUCGUUAGGUCCUCUUCACGUGCAGCAUCCGGGUCCUCAGCCGCCGCGCGAGCACGUCUGGGUUUCUGAACCCGGCGGCUCGAUGCCGAACACGUCAGCAGGUCCAGGAUCAAACCUCACGGGGUCCUCGGACGGGGGCCCGGACCGAGCCGGGGGCCCGGACCGAGCCGGAACUAGAACCAGAAGAGCCUCGAGCGCCGAGCUGCCGUGGAGCUGCCCGGUGACCCACAGCCGGGAGCGCUUCUACACCGUGUGCUCCGACUACGCGCUGCUCCACCAGGCCGCCUCCGGGGACCGGCCCCCCACCCCGCAGGACCAGGGGCCCAAGGCCUCCGGGGACCGGCCCCCCACCCUGCAGGACCAGGGGCCCAAGGCCUCCGGGAGCCGGCCCCCCACCCUGCAGGACCAGGGGCCCAAGGCCUCCGGGGACCGGCCCCCCACCCCGCAGGACCAGGGGCCCAAGGCCUCCGGGGACCGGCCCCCCACCCUGCAGGACCAGGGGCCCAAGGCCUCCGGGGACCGGCCCCCCACCCCACAGGACCAGGGGCCCAAGGCCUCCGGGGACCUGGGCCGGCCUGCAGGGGCCCCGGUGGCCUGUGACUUGGAGGCCUCCGGUCUCAGCAGACCCGUCCUGGCCUGGGAGAUCGACACCUCGGACUUCAACGAGCUCACCAGGAAGAUCAGAUCCGGUCACGUGAAGAAGAGCUGCAGCAGGGAGAUGAGGUCUUCAGACAGAACCAGCAGAACCCUGGAGGAGGUCCAGCAGAGGAAGGUUCUGGACCUCAGGAGAUGGUACUGCAUCAGCCGGCCUCAGUACAAGACCUCCUGUGGGAUCUCCUCUCUGGUUUCCUGCUGGAACUUCCUGUACAGCUCUCUGGGGGCAGGAAGUCUGCCCCCUAUCUCUCAGGAGGAGGCGCUGCACAUCCUGGGCUUCCAGCCGCCUUUCGAGGAGAUCAAGUUUGGGCCCUUCACGGGGAACGCCACCCUGAUGCGCUGGUUCCGGCAGAUCAACGAUAGCCUCGGCGUGCGCGGCUGCUCCUUCAUCCUGUACAAACCUCACGGGAAGCACAAGACGGCUGGGGAGACGGCUGAAGGAGCGCUGCUGAAGCUGACCCAGGGUCUGAAGGACGAGGCCUCGGCCUUCAUCUACCACUGCCAGAACCACUACUUCUGCCCCGUGGGCUUCGAGGCCACGCCCCUCAGGCCUGCCAAGGCCUACAGGGGCCCGCUGCCCUCCAGCGAGGCCGAGCACUGGAUCCUGAUCGGGGAGCCCAGCAGGAAGCACCCGGCCCUCCACUGCAAGAGGUGGCUGGACGUCGUGACCGACCUCAACACGCAGAACCCCGAGUACCUGGACAUCCGCCACACGGAGAGGGGGGUCCAACGGCGCCAGACCAAGAAGCUGGGGGGCAACCUGCACUGCAUCAUGGCCUUCCAGAGGGUGACCGGCCCCUGGGUCCAGAACCUGGAGAACCUGCACCACGACUUGCACCAGCAGGACCAGCAGGACCAGCAGGGCGCCGCCCAGGAAGGGGCGCCAUUCAAGAGGCCGGGCGUCCUGGGACGCUCCCCCCAACAGCCACCUGGAGGGGGUCUGAGGGGGAUCACCUGGAGGGGGUCUGCUGCUAGUCCCCCUGAAGUCUCUGUCCUCUGAACAGGAAGUGAUGUGGGUCAAUAUUUAACAUCCAAAUCAAAUGUUUUACAACCUUUGAUUCUUUAUAACAUUUCAUACUUUACUUGUUUCUUUAAGGUCAUAAAGGAGUUUGAGUUUAUAAAAAAACAUUGAAUAUGACAGAUGAUAUAAUUCAAUCAAACGUUCUUUAAGAGAUAGCAGCUAAUGCUAACAAGAGUU